AUGUGUGGCAUUUUCGGCUACGUCAAUUACCUGGUGGAGAAGGACCGCAAGUUCAUUCUUGACACUCUCAUCAAUGGUCUGUCCCGACUCGAAUACCGCGGCUACGACUCGGCCGGUCUAGCUGUCGACGGCGACAAGAAGAACGAGGUCUUUGCCUUCAAAGAGGUUGGCAAGGUUGCCAAGCUCAAGCAGCUCAUCGACGAGUCCGAGAUCGACCUUACCAAGGUUUUCGACUCACAUGCCGGUAUCGCCCACACCCGGUGGGCUACCCAUGGUCCUCCCUCCCGCGUAAACUGCCACCCUCACCGAUCUGACCCGAACUGGGAGUUCGCCAUCGUCCACAAUGGUAUCAUUACCAACUACAAGGAGCUCCGGACGCUGCUCGAGAGCAAGGGCUUCAAGUUUGAGACCGAGACCGACACCGAGUGCAUUGCCAAGUUGACCAAGUACAUCUACGACAAGCACCCUGGCGUCGGCUUCACCGACCUGGCCAAGGCCGUCAUCCAGGAGCUCGAGGGUGCCUACGGUCUGCUCAUCAAGUCCGUCCACUACCCCCACGAGGUCAUUGCCGCCCGCAAGGGAUCUCCUCUUGUCAUCGGUGUCAAGACGCAGAAGCGCAUGAAGGUCGACUUUGUCGAUGUCGAGUACGCCGACGAGAACGCCCCUCUGGCCGCCGAGACUGCCGCCCAGAACGUCGCCCUCCGGAAGGCCGGCGUCAGCAGCGGCAGCAACUUCCUCUCCCCCAACGCUGCCGCCGGUGCCAGCGGCCUCGCUCCCCCAGACAAGUCCCUCCUCCACCGGUCUCAGUCCCGUGCUUUCAUGACCGACGACGGCAUGCCCAUGCCCACCGAGUUCUUCCUGUCCUCCGACCCGUCUGCCAUCGUCGAGCACACCAAGAAGGUUAUGUACCUGGAGGACGACGACAUUGCGCACAUCCAUGAGGGUUCCCUCAACAUCCACCGUCUCAAGAAGGCCGACGGUAGCUCCAAUGUCCGCACCAUCCAGACCCUCGAGCUCGAACUCCAGGAGAUCAUGAAGGGCAAGUUCGACCACUUCAUGCAGAAGGAGAUUUUCGAGCAGCCCGAGUCCGUUGUCAACACCAUGCGUGGUCGUCUGGAUAUCGAGAACAGGAAGGUCACCCUCGGUGGUCUGCGCUCCUAUAUCAGCACCAUCCGCCGGUGCAGACGUAUCAUCUUCAUUGCUUGCGGUACCUCAUAUCACAGCUGCAUGGCUGUCCGCGGCAUCUUUGAGGAGCUUGCCGAGAUCCCCAUCGCCGUCGAGCUGGCCUCUGACUUCCUUGAUCGACAAGCCCCUGUCUUCCGUGACGACACGUGCGUUUUCGUUUCCCAGUCUGGUGAGACUGCCGACUCCCUGAUGGCUCUCCGCUACUGUCUGGAGCGCGGUGCUCUGACGGUCGGUAUCGUCAACGUCGUGGGCUCUUCCAUCUCCCUGCUGACGCACUGUGGCGUCCACGUUAACGCCGGUCCUGAGAUUGGUGUCGCUUCUACCAAGGCAUACACCUCGCAGUUCAUCGCCAUGGUCAUGUUCGCCCUGUCCCUUAGUGAGGACCGUGCCAGCAAGCAGAAGCGUCGCGAGGAGAUCAUGGAGGGUCUUAGCAAGAUCUCGGACCAGAUCAAGGAGGUCUUGAAGCAGGACCAGCAGAUCAAGGCCAUGUGCGAGAAGAAGUUCAAGAACCAGAAGUCGCUGCUGCUCCUGGGCCGUGGCCAGCAGUUCAGCACCGCUCUCGAGGGCGCGCUCAAGAUCAAGGAGAUCUCCUACCUUCACUGCGAGGCCGUCAUGUCUGGCGAGCUCAAGCACGGUGUCCUGGCGCUCGUCGACGAGAACCUUCCCAUCAUUAUGAUCCUGACCCGUGACGACCUCUUCAAGAAGUCGCUCAACGCGUACCAGCAGGUUGCUGCUCGCGGUGGCAAGCCCAUUGUCAUUUGCAACACGGGCGACCAGGAGUUCAACGCUGAGGAGGCCGAGAGGAUCGAGAUUCCCAAGACGGUCGACGCUCUCCAGGGCAUCCUCAACGUCAUUCCUCUGCAGCUCAUCGCCUACUGGCUCGCCGUCAUGGAGGGUCUCAACGUCGAUUUCCCGCGCAACCUGGCCAAGUCUGUCACCGUCGAGUAA
Thyridium curvatum is the source of this 2133-nucleotide messenger RNA. RefSeq lists its product as uncharacterized. The transcript is spliced from 5 exons. NCBI's taxonomy places the organism in Eukaryota, Fungi, Ascomycota, Sordariomycetes, Thyridiales, Thyridiaceae. The record is from RefSeq and is a predicted model, not a curated record. Gene Ontology annotation, molecular function: L-glutamine:D-fructose-6-phosphate transaminase (isomerizing) activity; carbohydrate derivative binding. Gene Ontology annotation, biological process: fructose 6-phosphate metabolic process; protein N-linked glycosylation; UDP-N-acetylglucosamine metabolic process. The coding region runs from base 1 to 2133 and encodes 710 amino acids.